AUGCCCACCACACGCGCCGAGGCUUCCCAGCGCGACGCCGAGCGUCAGAAUACGGCACCGGCCACCACGCCGACCUCCGACGUCUUGACCACCGCCUGCACCUACGCCGAGGCCGGCCAGCCCAGCGACGCCGGACGCCGACCUGCUCGCUAUCCACCCUUCACGCGUCGACAUCCGGACCUCUGGUUCGUGCAGCUGGAGGCCAUCUUCAUGAACUACCGGAUGCACUCGGACGACGAACGCUACUACGUCGCCUUAGCAGAAUUGGACCAGGAUACGGUCGAGGAGCUCCAGGAUGUGCUAAGGACGCCACCAGCYACCGGUAAAUACGAGCAGCUGAAGAAGCACAUCAUCGCUCGUUUGGGCGACACGGUGGAGAGACGGCUGCAGAAGCUGUUCUCCGGCCUUACUAUGGGCGACCGCUCGCCGUCUCAGCUCCUUCGCCACAUGCGCCACCUCGCUGGCGACAACGUCAGUGACGACGCCAUCAAGGUCCGRUGGUUCGACCUCCUGCCUCCGCAAAUCUCCCAGUUACUGCGGCUCCUGCAGAAUAUGGACCUGGACGAGCUCGCCGCCAGGGCCGACGGCGUCUGCGAGUUCGCGCCGGGUGUCU
Polistes dominula (European paper wasp) is the source of this 613-nucleotide messenger RNA. RefSeq lists its product as uncharacterized. Gene Ontology annotation, molecular function: nucleic acid binding. NCBI's taxonomy places the organism in Eukaryota, Metazoa, Arthropoda, Insecta, Hymenoptera, Vespidae. Gene Ontology annotation, biological process: DNA integration. The record is from RefSeq and is a predicted model, not a curated record.